Molecule: messenger RNA, 525 nt
Organism: Macroventuria anomochaeta
Lineage: Eukaryota; Fungi; Ascomycota; Dothideomycetes; Pleosporales; Didymellaceae
Exons: 1
Coding region: 231-440 (69 amino acids)
Source: RefSeq, a predicted model, not a curated record
CCUCGAGUGCUGGGCUCGUCACACAUACCAUUCAAGUCGGCGGGCCAAACGGGUCACUCGCCUUCUAUCCCAACAAUGUGAAGGCAAACGCUGGAGACAUGAUCCAAUUCCAGUUCCACCCAAAGGUACGUCCUUACAGCCGUACUGCGACAGCACCAUCUAAUAUCAGAUAGAACCACUCCGUCGUCCAGUCUACCUUCGAUAACCCUUGCGUGCCUAUCCAGAACAUUAUGUCUAACAAAACAAACGCUUUCUUCUCAGGCUUCAUGCCAACCACCACUCCUGCGAACUCAACAUCCCAGCUCUUGACCUACACUAUCCGUGUUCCCGAUGACAAGCCUAUCUGGUUUUACUGCUCACAGGGCAAGCACUGCCAGGAAGGCAUGGUAGGAGCCAUCAACGCGUACGUAUACAUUCCUCAAGCAUCUGGUCCACCUUGAUCAUGACUAACACAAUCAUAGACCUACCUCCGGCGAAAAGACUAUGCAAGCAUUCAGCGCGCUCGCCGCUCAAGCUGCCGAUAAC